Molecule: messenger RNA, 1436 nt
Organism: Saccostrea cuccullata (small rock oyster)
Lineage: Eukaryota; Metazoa; Mollusca; Bivalvia; Ostreida; Ostreidae
Product: succinate--CoA ligase [GDP-forming] subunit beta, mitochondrial-like
Exons: 11
Coding region: 1-1305 (434 amino acids)
Biological process (GO): tricarboxylic acid cycle; succinyl-CoA metabolic process
Cellular component (GO): succinate-CoA ligase complex; mitochondrion
Molecular function (GO): ATP binding; succinate-CoA ligase (GDP-forming) activity
Source: RefSeq, a predicted model, not a curated record
AUGUCUGCGCCCAUGAACAUGCUUCGGACGUAUCGACGAUUGUCUAAUUUCAGCUCCAUUGUGCAGAAUUUUAAGAAAGACAAGGUAAAGAAUGUUUUCUGUGUUUCCAUAAGAUGCUUGAGUCUACAGGAGUAUCAAAGCAAGAAGCUUAUGUUAGACAAUGGUAUCAACGUUCAGAAGUUUGUUGUUUGUAGCUCAGCCGAAGAGGCCAAAACAGCAGCCAAAAAACUUAAGGUUGAUGAAUAUGUGAUUAAGGCCCAGAUUCUGGCUGGAGGCAGAGGGAAAGGUGUGUUUUCUAAUGGCUUCAAGGGUGGAGUCCAUCUCACAAAGAACCCGAAUGAUGUGGAGGGCCUGGUCACAAGUAUGCUGGGACACAAACUAAAGACAAAACAAACAACGGGAGAUGGAGUCAAAGUGUCAAAGGUGAUGGUGGCUGAGGCAUUAGAUCUAGCCAGGGAGACCUACUUUGCCAUUGUGCUAGACAGAUCGUUUGCUGGACCAGUGAUAAUCGGCAGUAAGCACGGAGGAAUGGACAUAGAAGAAACUGCGGCUACAGAUCCAGACUCUAUUAUCAAGGAGCCAGUAGAUAUAAUGACCAGUGUCACAGAAAGACAAUGUCUUUCAGUGGCUGAAAAGCUAGGAUUCCAGGGCAACAAACUACAAUCGGCAGCUGACCAGAUUCGUAGGCUUUAUGAAUUGUUUGUUAAAGUGGACGCCACACAGGUGGAAAUCAAUCCCUUCGGAGAAACCCCUGAUGGCAGAGUGGUUUGUUUUGAUGCCAAGAUCAACUUUGAUGAUAAUGCUGCUUUUAGACAGAAGGAAGUAUUUGCCAUGGAUGAUAUGGCAGAAACCGAUCCCCGUGAAAUUGAAGCUAGUCGACUAAAACUGAAUUACAUAGCCCUUGAGGGGAGCAUAGGAUGUCUCGUGAAUGGUGCUGGUCUCGCCAUGGCAACAAUGGACAUUAUCAAACUUCAUGGAGGGGAACCAGCUAACUUUUUAGAUGUCGGAGGGGGUGUGUCAGAACAGCAAGUUCACGACGCUUUCUUUCUCCUCAUGGGAGACUCACAUGUGAAGACAAUUUUAGUGAAUAUAUUUGGAGGUAUUGUAAACUGUGCUACUGUUGCUACUGGGAUAAUCAAAGCCAGUAAGAAAUUACAUCUGGAGCUUCCAUUGGUAGUCAGACUAGAAGGUAACAAUGUAGAGGAAGCUAAGAAAAUUCUGGCAGAAAGUGGAAUGAAGAUCACCGUAGCCGACGGUUUUAACGAUGCAGCUCGCCUCUCAGUGCAAUCGGCAGCUACAGCUUAACUGUGAUAAUACCAGGCAUUUGUUUUAAUAAUGCCAAAUUCCAAAAACUUGUAUCCGUAAAUCCAGGAGGGUUGUGUACAUUAGAUUUAUAGGUGCUUUUUGAGAAUGAGUGAUGAUUUUAUUAUUUCAAU